This is a messenger RNA of Rangifer tarandus platyrhynchus (Svalbard reindeer), 414 nucleotides long. The record is from the annotation of a GenBank genome assembly. Lineage: Eukaryota; Metazoa; Chordata; Mammalia; Artiodactyla; Cervidae.
AUGCCGGCCCCUCCCGGGCCCCCGCCCCACCCCAGGGCGCUGCCCCGGACGUGGCCCGCCCCCGGGCAGCUGGGCCUGACUCAGCGCGGGCCCUGGGGCCUGGCACGCAGCAGCCUCGGGGAAGGACUCUGCUCUGCAGAACCCAAGUCAUGGGAAAGGCAUGCCUUGCUGCCCGCAGCCCGGUGGCUGGCCGCUCGGCCCGGCUAUUUUUACUUCUUCCCCUGCAGAGCUGAGGCCGGCGGGGCAGGUUCUCAAACAGAACCCGCAAGACCUGCCAGACCCAGCGAAGACACUGCCCCCGCCGCCGGGGAGGCCCCUCCCCGGGACGGAGCGCCGCCCCACGACCGACCGCGAGCAACCGGCAGAGCUGAAGGCUCCGCGCCGCCCACCCGAGGCCCCAGGAGAGUCCUGUAA